Chara braunii is the source of this 615-nucleotide messenger RNA. NCBI's taxonomy places the organism in Eukaryota, Viridiplantae, Streptophyta, Charophyceae, Charales, Characeae. The record is from the annotation of a GenBank genome assembly.
GCUAUGGCAUUGCAUGGGUACAAGCCCGAGUACUGGUAUCACCAGGCCCGGUGGAAACCCAUGUCUGGGGAAGGGCCCUGGAUCACAGUCAUGCUCAACAUCGAUGGGGGUGAUGAAGUGAGGAUGAAAAUUAUUGUAGAAGGGGCAAAAGAGCUAGAGAUGCGGACUGAUGGAAAACUACAGGACGCGAUCACGGAGGCGAAAGAUCCUGCGGAGAGGCGUUGCAGGAGGGACGGAGUGACAACAAGAUUGCAGGUGAUGGUCUCGUAUCAUGAGACCGAGACCUCGAUGGACACAGCGGACCUGGAACAAGCUCAUCUGGACCGUGACUCGGGUGGGGAGAGUGAGAUGAGUGAAGCAGGAGACCGGGAGACGGACCUCAGGUCCUGGAAUAGGCCAGGCGAGGUCCAGAGGCAUCACCAAGCCGCGAAGCCGGUGGAAGAGGGACCCGAGGCCAGCUCGAGACAACUGACGCCCAGAGGACGUGGGGCAAGAGAGAAGCAGAGCAGGGGGAAAAGACAUAUGUGAGAGGGUGCGCGGCAAGUCAGGGGACCAAAAAAAAAAAGGGAGAGACAAGAGCUGAGCGUGCAUUGGAGAUGCUAACGUCAAUUGGAC